Molecule: messenger RNA, 2994 nt
Organism: Hydractinia symbiolongicarpus
Lineage: Eukaryota; Metazoa; Cnidaria; Hydrozoa; Anthoathecata; Hydractiniidae
Product: zinc finger and BTB domain-containing protein 24-like
Exons: 4
Coding region: 46-2667 (873 amino acids)
Source: RefSeq, a predicted model, not a curated record
CACGUAUGUGUAACCGUAACUUUCUUUUACGGGAGUUUUAUUAAAAUGGCGGCUGAAUUCCGUGAAGAUGAAAUGAAUUCAGAAAAUUCUGAGAGUGCACUCCUAAAUAGAGCAAUAUCAAACGAAUCUAUGAGUAAUUCAACAACUGAAAAAGAAGAUGUUGUCACAGAUCAAAGAAGUAUACAUCUUAUUCUUGAAGGCUGUAACAGCAAGGAAGGUUUAAAUUUUGAAGUCAAUUUGCAACCAGAAAAGAUUGUUGAAGUUUUUAGUUUGCCAGAUGGAACUCAGUCUUAUCGUGUCCGCUGGAAAGACACUUGGAUCCACGAACAACUGAUCACUUCGUAUCAACAUCUUGUAGAAGAAUUCUGGCAAGAUCAAAACAAGCAGAAUGAUGAAUGUCUAACAAAAAAGAUUGAUUUUGAUAUUGAAGAGGAAAAGCCUGCCCAACCUAAUGAGGAAGUAAAAGUAAUUCUUCUUCAACCGAAUACUAAUGCUGAUGGAAAUGAAAAUGCUAAGGAACAGUCCGAUGAAGAACUGAAUUUUGAAGGUACUCCUGAUCAACCAGAUGACGACGAUCCUACUAACCUUGAUGAAAACGAAGUAAAAGAGGAAUCAGACGAGAGUCCCAAAAGUCGCAAGAGAAAGACUACAAGCUCGUUCAAACGUUCUGGAAAGAAAUUCAGAGGACGACCCAAAAAGACGUCUGAUACUAGAAAGUCGACGAAAAAACAAGCUGGGGAAGAAGAAAAAGAGAACAAGGACGAAGACUGCACAAAAGUGGACAAUAUGGGACAGGCUAGCAACGACGAAAGUAGUAAACCAGAGGGCCUGAUGCAGCCUAAGAAAGAGGAAGGUACCAGUAAGCAAAGAAAAGCAAGAGAGAAGAAAGACAAGUUUCUCUACCCCGAUGACAAAGGUCCGUGCACCUGCGAUAUAUGUGGCAAAGUUAUUUCAAAUAAGUAUGGUUUGCGCGAACAUCAAACAGUAGUUCAUUUUAAAAAUGGUCGCUUCGAAUGUGAGAUUUGCGGGAAGAGAGUGACUAACAAACGCGCGCUCAACCUUCACAUGACGUCCCACUCGACCGAACGGAAAUUUGUUUGCGAGCAGUGUGGAAGUAGCCAUAAGACGAAAGGUAAUUUAAAUUAUCACAUCAAGACCAUGCACACUAUGAUCAAAAACUUUCGCUGCGACAUUUGUUUCAAGACGUUUAAGGUGCAAGCUGAAUUGAAAGAUCACUGUUUUUCCAUUCAUGCAAACGCUGGAGUCAUCACAUGUAUCGUGUGUAAAAAGAAAUUGACCACUGCGCUGUCGAUAUAUACCCACAGUGUUAUGCAUUCAGGUGCAAGAGAGUACGAAUGCGACAUUUGUGGUUACGCGUUUAAAACGGUCACGGGACUUAAAGAGCACAAAGUGACUCAUUCCGAUAACAAGCCGAUACGUCAAUGUCCGUACUGCGAACGAAAGUUUUUCUCAAGGUCACAGUACAACGCGCACGUCAUGCGUCACACAGCGGAUGGAAGUUUAAUCACGUAUAAAUGUCCCAUGUGCGAAGUAAAAUUCCAACACAAGUCUAGUUAUAAUCGUCACGUGAUUCGACACCAACCUGGUGGAGAUUUAGAAUUUCCGAAAGAGAAUCCAUAUUUGUUGCUCGACGAAGCUGAUCUUCCGGAGGGGGUGUGUCAUAAAUGUCGAAAGUACUAUAGUUCAAAGUCUGGCUUUUAUUUGCAUCUAAAGAAAUGUCGGGACGGUAUUAUUCAACAAUUCCCAUGUCCGUAUUGCGAGCGAGGCUGCUCGAACAGAUCAAGCUUGAAACGUCACAUAGAGCGGCGUCAUAAAGGCAUGGAAUUUGAAGGAAGAACUAUUCAAAGUCGAGAAAUUCAGAAAGAGGAUAGCGCUGAAGCCACCGUUAUUUCUCAACAGGAUGGAAUGCAGUAUCCAGGCACUUACUUCGAUGUGUCGCAACUACCCGCCGUCGAUGUCCAGCUAUUGAUAGAUACAGCCACUGCUCAAGGCGACGGGCAAACAGCCCAUAUCCUCAGUAAUAUUGGUCAAGUAACACAAGGAGAAGAAAAUGGGCAAAAUCUCCAUAUUUUGAGUUCUCACGAGGCUGCUCAAUUUGCUGCUCAGCUCACACAGCAUGGGGUUAUAGUUAGAAGUUCUGAUGUGUCGCACGGACAAGGUCAAGAUCAGCAGCAGCUCAUUGUCAGCUCAGCACAAAUAGACGCGCAUACAGGACAAAUCAUUGUAAGUGAGGGGCAAACAACACAACUUAUUGGCAACGCAGAAGCUUUGGGGACAACGCAGCUCGCGAAUGAAAAUUCUGGACUAACUUUACAGGCUGAUGAUCGCAACCUGCUUCAAGACGAAAACGUUUUACAAUUCAAUAACCGCACCGCUGUCAUACGAAUCCAACACAAUCCGGCUGAUAACAUCGGCAAUCAACAGGUGUUGACAAUAACAGACCAGCAGUUGCAAGACACACCCGUUCAGCUACAAGGACACAUAAAUAACGAAAAUGUUAGUGUAACCGAACUGCAGAGUUCGACAGACAUCAAUGACAUUAACGCAGACAACAUUGACGAGCAGCAAUUUAUACAAGAGGAGCAAAUAGUGUCAAAUUUGACUGAGGGCGAUGUUGAACACGCAUACGAUGGUAUUAACAUGUAAAUAUGACGACGUCGGACACGUAUACGACGGUAGUUACAUGUUAACAUGGGGAUAUCGGGCAUGUAUAUGACUGUAUACAUGUAUAUAUGGCGACAUUCACACACGCAUACGACUUUGGUUACAUGUACAGAUGGUGCUGAAAUUAACUGCUGUUCUGCUAAUACGUAACGAAUCAAUCAAAUGGAUUAAUCUAGAAAGAUUUUCGAAUUUUUAAUUUUACUCAGCUUGAGUAUGAUGACAUAAUGUAUUAUAUUUAUAUUUGUUGUCAAUCGUGUUUAUUUUAUUGUUGGGUAUUUCUCAUUAGCAAUAAAAUAUCAAACAUUUGCA